UCACUCUCAUGCUGCUGGGAUAGACAAAACCGAGACCAACUCAUCCAAAGAAUCACUGGAGAAACCUACCAGGUGGGUGUCAAAAGAUUGGACUUGGUUUGGAAAUAUCAUCGUCGAUCGUAUCUGAAUACCUCAACAGCCGUGAUCAUAUCGUAAGAAUGGGACGAAAGAAUCAGUCGAACGGAGGAGCAGGCGACCCGAACAACGAUACUACUCAAGCGGCUGCUGACCCAAACCAAGACCAGAAACCGCCGAAUGAUAACCUGCAAGCCGAUCAAAAAAGCCAACAGCAGAUGAAGAAACAAUCCAGCCCACCCAAGCCGAAAACCAACCCAAGAGCGCCGACCCCUCCUCCAUCUCAUGAAGCCGAACUCGAAGAACAGCAUUACUACCAUGUCGAUAAGCUGCUCGAUCGCACCGGUCCUAUGGUCGACUCUUCCUUCGAAACCGGCAGCACGCCAAAAGAUUUUAUUCGCAAGACUUGUAAGGUGCUUGUGAUCGGAGCUGGUGGACUAGGCUGUGAGAUCUUACAGAAUUUGGCGCUGUUGGGAUUUGGAGACAUCCAUGUGAUCGACAUGGAUACAAUCGACAUCAGUAACUUGAACAGACAAUUUCUGUUCCGAGAAAAGGACAUCGGCCAGCCCAAAGCGGACGUGGCAGCCAAGUUCAUAAUGCAACGGGUACCUCAAGUCAAAGUGACGCCCCAUUAUUGCAAGAUUCAAGACAAGGAUGAAGCGUUUUACAUGAUGUUUAACCUGGUGAUCUGCGGGUUAGAUUCUGUCCCAGCGCGCCGAUGGAUCAAUGCGACGAUCGUGAAUCUGGUGGAUCCGGAGAACCCGGACAGCUACAAGCCGUUGAUCGACGGCGGCACCGAAGGCUUCAAGGGUCAAUCGCGAGUGAUUCUACCGACUAUCACCUCCUGCUACGAGUGUUCGUUGGACAUGUUGACCCCGCAAACGGUCUUCCCCAUCUGCACAAUCGCCAAUACCCCUCGGCUACCUGAACAUUGUAUCGAGUGGGCGAGUGUCUUGGAAUGGCCGCGCGUGUUCAAAGACAAGAAACUGGACAACGAUAAUCCUGACCAUAUCCAAUGGCUUUUCGAACAAGCUUCGACUCGAGCCGAGCAACACCAUAUCAGCGGCGUCACCUGGAGUCUCACCCAAGGCGUCGUCAAAAACAUCAUCCCCGCUAUUGCUAGCACUAAUGCUAUCAUCGCUGCCAGCUGCUGUAACGAAGCUUUCAAGAUUGCGACUAGUUGUGCUCCUUACCUGAAAAACUAUAUGAUGUACAACGGAAGCGAAUCGAUUUAUACGUAUACCUUCCAGCAUGAGAAGAAGCCCGAUUGUCCAGUCUGCGGGGGCGAGUCGGUCCAACUGACGAUCUCGAAGGACUGGUUCUUGCAACAGUUGGUCGAUCAUUUGGUGGAAAGACCAGACUUUCAGAUUAAGCAGCCUUCGUUGUCGACUCCCAAGGGCCCCCUGUUCUUUCAAGGGCCUCCGGAAUUGAGGAAGGCUACUGAACUCAACUUGGAUAAGAAGUUGCUCGAUCUGUUUCCCGAUCAUCUGCAGGACCCAAUCGAAAUCACCGUUACCGAUUCUAGCUUGCCCUUUCAACUCAGUCUGCUUGUAAAACUCCAUUGAAUCUUCUGCCCUCACUUCCCUCGCUUAGGGAAAGGAUCAAAAAAAGUAAUUGUACUAUUGGUAUGAACUAAAAACCAUGGUUGGAUUUUAUUU
This is a messenger RNA of Puccinia graminis f. sp. tritici CRL 75-36-700-3, 1733 nucleotides long. RefSeq names its product ubiquitin-activating enzyme E1 C. The record is from RefSeq and is a predicted model, not a curated record. Gene Ontology annotation, biological process: protein neddylation. NCBI's taxonomy places the organism in Eukaryota, Fungi, Basidiomycota, Pucciniomycetes, Pucciniales, Pucciniaceae. The coding region runs from base 159 to 1640 and encodes 493 amino acids. The transcript has 11 exons. Gene Ontology annotation, molecular function: NEDD8 activating enzyme activity. Gene Ontology annotation, cellular component: cytoplasm; nucleus.